CCCGGCCCCCGCAAACCCACGCGGACUACCACUCCCGGCAUGCCUCACGGCCUGCCGGCCAAUCGCGGCGCGCUUUGUUGCGGGGGCGCGGCACGCGCGGAGGCCCCGUUCAAGAUGGCGGACGACAGUGAGACAGCAGUGAGGCGGCCACCGGCGAGGACUUCGCGGCCGGCGGCGGAGGAGAACGACCACGAGCAUUGCAGCGACUGCGAGAACGAGGCGGAGCAUGGCUCCAACCGGGGGGGCCUGAGUCCAGCAAAUGACAGUGGAGCCAAAAAGAAGAAAAAGAAACCCAAAAGGAAGAAAGAGAAGGGAGGAGGAGACCAGGCUGACCAGGCUCAGGACCAGCCAGUGAAGGUGAACUCUUUACCUGCUGAGAGGAUCCAGGAGAUUCAAAAAGCCAUCGAGCUCUUCUCUGUAGGUCAGGGACCUGCCAAAACCAUGGAGGAAGCCAGCAAGAGGAGCUACCAGUUCUGGGACACACAGCCAGUGCCCAAGUUAGGAGAAGUGGUGAACACCCACGGCCCAGUGGAGCCAGACAAGGACAACAUCCGCCAGGAGCCCUACACCCUGCCCCAGGGCUUCACCUGGGACGCCCUGGACCUGGGGGACAGAGGUGUGCUGAAGGAGCUGUACACUCUGCUCAACGAGAACUACGUGGAGGAUGAUGACAACAUGUUCCGCUUCGAUUACUCGCCCGAGUUCCUGCUGUGGGCACUGCGUCCUCCAGGCUGGCUGCCCCAGUGGCACUGUGGGGUCCGAGUGGUGUCCAGCAAGAAGCUGGUGGGAUUUAUCAGCGCCAUUCCAGCCACCAUCCACAUCUAUGACACAGAGAAGAAGAUGGUGGAGAUAAACUUCCUGUGUGUGCACAAAAAGCUGCGCUCCAAACGGGUGGCUCCGGUUCUGAUCCGUGAGAUCACCAGGAGGGUGCAUCUAGAGGGAAUCUUCCAGGCUGUUUACACUGCAGGAGUGGUGCUGCCAAAGCCUGUGGGGACUUGCAGGUACUGGCACCGCUCCCUGAACCCUCGGAAGCUCAUCGAGGUCAAGUUCUCCCACCUGAGCAGGAACAUGACUAUGCAAAGAACCACGAAGCUGUACCGCCUGCCCGAGACUCCCAAGACUCCUGGCCUGCGGCCCAUGGAGCACAAGGACAUCCCUGCUGUGCACAAGCUCUUGACUGAGUACCUGAAGCAGUUCCACCUGACCCCUGUGAUGAGCAGAGAGGAGGUGGAGCACUGGUUUGUACCUCAGGAGAACAUCAUCGACACCUUUGUGGUGGAGAGUGCCCCAGGAGAGGUGACAGACUUCCUGAGCUUUUACACCCUGCCCUCCACCAUCAUGAACCACCCGACUCACAAGAGCCUGAAAGCUGCUUAUUCCUUCUACAACGUCCACACCAAGACGCCUCUCAUCGACCUCAUGAGCGACGCGCUCAUCCUCGCCAAGUCGAAAGGAUUUGACGUCUUCAAUGCACUGGAUCUCAUGGAGAACAAAACCUUCCUGGAGAAGCUGAAGUUUGGGAUCGGGGAUGGGAACCUGCAGUAUUACCUGUACAAUUGGAAGUGUCCCAGCAUGGCACCAGAGAAGGUUGGAUUGGUGCUGCAGUAAGGGAGCCCUUGCCAGGAGAGCGUGGAGGAGCCGGGCCUGAGGAGGUGCUGCCCUCAUCCUUUCUGCCAAAGCCGGAGCCACGCCAGGAGAGAGGGGCACCAGAGCCCCCCUGCUGCUGCCAGCCUCCUCCUUGUUUGAUUUAACUGCAUCCUCCUAAAGACAUGAUCAAGGGAAUGUAACUGCUGAAACUAGAUCAUGAUUGGCAUAUAAUGGAUUUAACGGGUGAAUAAUAAAAGUAUAUAUUAUAUAUUUUAAAAUCUUUCCUGUUCCCAACUGCCAUGAGUUACAUUCGGCUGCUGGAGGUCACCACUGGGCUGCUGGACUGGGACUUUUUUUUCUCCUUUGGGACAGCUGAGGUUGAUGCUGAUGGUGGCUGCUGGUCAAAACCCUCCUGCCUGCCCCGAGGGUGCUUCAGGCUCUUUGCCCCAGGUUUGCUCCUGACUCUGACAGGGGGAGAUUCCUUUCCAAGGGCUAUUUGUGCAAGAGAUGCCUUGUCCCACCUCCUGCCCAGCCACAGAGACUCCAACCCUUCCUGCUGGAUGGAUCCAGGGGGGUUCAGCUCCAGGCACACCCUGCUCUGCUCCUGGGGCUGCUUCCCCUCAGCCUCCCCACGGGGAUGCUCCACUGCCACAGCCUCUCUGCUCAGCUGCUUUUCUCUGGAAGCAUGGAAAUCUGGAUUCUCCAUUGGCAUCAUCCUCCCCGGUGUCACCUCGUGCUGUGUGGGACCCUCUGAGAGAAAGGAAACGUUGUCAUGGCAACCCUCCAUCCCAUCCAGGAGUGCCAGGACAUCCUCCUGCCAUGUCCUGAGCCCAGAGCUCCGAGCUGCUCCUGCCUGCCCAGCCAAAGGUUUCCAAAGCUGCACACCAAGGCCAAGACCCCGUCUAUGCACUGUCACACCUCCCUGUGCUGCCGUGUCCCUGUCACGUCCCGUGGCACCAUGGACCCUGUGGGGUCAUUCUGGACCUGUGGGGCCUCAGAGGGGACCAGGAGCCCAUCACACCCCCCUGGCAGUGCCAUCACACCCCCUGCUCGGGGUCCUGUGUCACCUAUGCAAGUACCUCUGUGUCCCCCCUGUGUGUCCCUGCUGUCCUGGCUGUGGGUGGGGGACCCUCCCCUUGUCCCCAUGGCUGCUCCAGUGAAUUCCCCCAGCUCCCUGCUGGUCUGGGGGUGGGCUCAGCCCUGAUCCAGCCACGAUGGGCCCCGGAGGGUGACAGGGACACUGGGACAGGCUCUGUUAAAAUAAAACCUUUAUUCCACUGG
Messenger RNA from Zonotrichia leucophrys gambelii, 2868 nucleotides. It is a transcript of the gene NMT1, whose product is annotated as N-myristoyltransferase 1. Bases 40 to 1608 code for a protein of 522 amino acids. Gene Ontology annotation, molecular function: glycylpeptide N-tetradecanoyltransferase activity. Gene Ontology annotation, cellular component: cytoplasm. Gene Ontology annotation, biological process: N-terminal peptidyl-glycine N-myristoylation. The record is from RefSeq and is a predicted model, not a curated record. NCBI's taxonomy places the organism in Eukaryota, Metazoa, Chordata, Aves, Passeriformes, Passerellidae. The transcript has 12 exons.